GUGAGCGGCUUGAGUGUUGUUGGUCGCGACAAGUACGGAGUAUUCCCUCUGCGUGGGAAGCUUCUGAACGUCAGAGAUGCCCCUGCCAAGCAGUUAACAGACAAUGCAGAGAUCACCAACAUCAAGCAGAUCAUGGGGCUUCAGCAGGGAAAGCACUAUGACAACACCAAGUCCCUGCGAUAUGGUCAUCUAAUGAUCAUGACUGAUCAGGACCACGACGGAUCUCACAUCAAGGGCCUCCUCAUCAACUUCCUUCACGCCUUUUGGCCAUCACUUCUGAAGCAACCCAACUUCUUGCUGGAGUUCAUCACGCCCAUCGUCAAGGCUACUGGGCCCCGUGGAAAGGUUCUUUCCUUCUACACCAUGCCUGAGUACGAGUCAUGGAAAGAAUCUCUUGGAGGAAGUACAAAGGGGUGGUCCAUCAAGUACUAUAAGGGUCUGGGAACAAGUACACCGAAGGAGGCAAAGGAGUACUUUGCAGCCCUUGAUCAGCACCGGAAAAGUUUUGAGUGGAGAGGAGAAGAGGAUGGUGAAAGCAUAGAGAUGGCGUUUAGCAAGAAGAAGGUGGAAGAGAGGAAGACCUGGCUGCGCAAUGUGGAGCCUGGGACUUUCCUGGAUCAAAGUGCCAAGUCGAUCAGCUACAGCGACUUCGUCAACAAGGAGCUGGUUCUCUUCUCUAUAGCUGACAAUCUGCGAUCCAUUCCAUCUGUCAUGGAUGGCCUCAAGCCUGGCCAGAGGAAGAUUCUCUUCAGUUGCUUCAAAAGGAAGCUGAAGAGUGACGUGAAGGUUGCACAACUGGCUGGUUACAUCUCAGAGCACUCGGCAUACCAUCAUGGCGAAAUGAGCUUGAUGACCACCAUCAUUGGUCUCGCCCAGGAUUUUGUGGGCAGCAAUAACAUCAACCUGCUGGUACCAAGUGGCCAGUUUGGCACCCGCCUUCAGGGAGGGAAAGAUGCUGCAAGCCCCCGUUACAUCUACACCAGGCUGCAUAAGUUGACAAGGAUUCUUUUCUCUGAGGUGGACGAUGCCCUUCUGGACUUCCUGAACGAAGACGGACAGAAGAUUGAACCAACAUGGUAUCUCCCUAUCCUGCCGAUGGUCCUCGUCAAUGGAAGUGAAGGGAUUGGGACUGGAUGGAGCUCCUAUGUGCCAACGUUCAACCCUCGCGACAUUGUUGACAACCUCAAGCGGCUGAUCAGGGGAGAGGAGAUGGAGCCGUUGCACCCCUGGUUCCGUGGCUUCAAGGGAACUGUGGAACACAACAGCAACAAAGAUGGCCGGAACUACAUCGUGACUGGAACCAUCAACAAGGUCAGCGACACUGUUCUGGAGAUCACGGAGCUGCCCAUCCGGACCUGGACGCAGAACUACAAAGAGUUCUUGGAGGGGAUGAUGGUGGUGAACGACAAGAACAAGGAGCCAUUCAUCAAGGACAUGCGAGAGCAUCACACUGACACCACUGUGCAUUUUGAAGUGCACUUGUCGCCCGAGGGAAUGGCGACUGCAGAGGCUGAAGGACUGAUCAAGCGCUUCAAGCUGACGGCAUCAGUAGCAACCAGCAACAUGCACCUCUUUGACAAGGAUGGGAGGAUGAGGAAGUACGAAACUCCAGAAGAAAUCAUUGAGGAGUUCUAUCACAUUCGGCUGGAGUAUUACAGGAAGAGGAAGGAUAUUCAACUGGAGCAACUUCGAAAUGAGCUCAUCAAGCUGGACAACAGAGUGAGGUUCAUCCUUGCAGUUGUGCGUGGAGAGAUCAUUGUCAGCAACAGGAAGAAGGCGGAACUUCUGGCUGAACUCAAGGAGAAGAAGUUCGCACCCUUGCCGAAAGGCAAGGCCAGCUCAAGUGGUGGUUCAUCCACAGCCGCAGACGAGGAGGGUGACGAUGAGGGGGAGGAGUCGGGUGAAGAGGAAGGGGGCUCGAAGGCUAAGAAGGGGGGCGACGGUGGCUAUGACUAUCUCCUUGGCAUGCCACUGUGGAGUUUAACCCUGGAGAGGGUUCAAGAGCUGCUGAGGGAUCAGAAGAAGAAUCAAGACGACCACGAUGCUCUGUUGAAGACGGAGCCCAAGGAUCUCUGGGAGAGGGACCUGGACAUGUUCCUUGAGGAGCUUGAGGUUGCGGAGGAGGAGGCGGCUCAGGAGAAGGCCAAGGAGGUGGCAGGCAAGCCUGGCAAGGGGAAGGGUCGUGUUGCCAAGGCUGUGGCCGCGAAGCCGAAAAAGGCACAGAAGAAGGCUCAGAUCUUCAGUGAUGAGGAAAUGGAUUUCAUCUCGGACUCAGAUGAUGACUUCAUGGAAGAUGCCAAGGUGAGACGAGGAAAGGGUGGUGCUGCUGCUGCAGCAAAGCCGACAGCAGUGGCUGCUACAACAAAACCACAGGCAUCUGUGCCUCUUGUUCAGGCACCAAAACUGGAGGUGGUCAAACCUGCUCCCAAGUCGAAACCUGCCCCCAAGCCAAAAGCAACGGCUGGAUCUGAUUAUGACAGCGAUGAGGACUUCGGAGGAAGCCUCAGGGAGCGGCUUGCAGCCAUGGCAGCGAAGAUGUCACUGCAAGAAAAACCUUCAGGAGGAGAGUCCACAGCAGAAGUGAAGCCUGCAGCUUCCAAGAAAGAACCUUCCAAGAAGGCCGCAACAAAACGACCUGCUGCCAAGAAAAUGGAGGAGAAGGUGGAGAAACCAGCUCUUGGUGAUCAGUUUGAGUUCUUCGAUGACGUGGACAUCAAGUCCCCCGUGAAGGAGCCUGUGAGCAAGGUGCAAAGAAUGCGCCCAUCCCCCUUCAGCAAGAAAAGUGGUCUGCCAGCAGCUGAAGGUCGUACCCAUCUCUCUCGUGGGGCUCAGAAGAAGCCGGCAGUGGUGCUCAGUGAUGACAGCGACGAGAGUGAGGAGGAGAGCGAGGAUGAUUUCCAAGACUUCAGCGAGGAGGACUCCAUCCCCGUUUCUUGCCUCCUCCACAUCUCCGUUGUCACCGCCGCCUACGGAUCCGUGAUCAGUCGCAAACCCACUCCCUCCAUUGCUGCUGCUGCUGGCGCCGGCAUCACCUUGUUCCUUCCUCCUCUGCCAUCGCCUGUUGGCGACAGGCAGAGGCGAUGCCACUCGAUUAGCUGCGUCGGACACGGCUACGCCUACGAGCGCGCGCUACGUCAGCACCUUCCCGUAGAAUCCGGGAAGUUCCGCAUCGCGCGAAAUUCGCGCGUGGGAUUGGUGAUAGUUGAUGAGGUCAACGGCUUUUGCACUCCCGGCGCGGGGAAUUUGGCCCCGCCAGUGAGAGACGAGCAGAUAGAGAACAUGGUGUCUCGUACAUCCUCGCUGGCCAGUGACAUGCUGACUCGUGGCAUGCCUGUACUGGCCUUUCUGGACACUCAUGAGGCGGACAAGCCAGAGCCGCCGUACCCCCCUCACUGCGUGCGAGGCACAGGGGAGGAGAAGCUGGUAGAGGCCCUGGCGUGGCUUGAGAGGGAAGCAAGCAGCGGAGGUGACACCACUGCAGCAGCUCCAGACGCUGAUGGGCGUGUGACUAGAGGCAGUGUGACUCUAAUGGAGAAGGACUGUAUCAACGGGUUUGUGGGCGGCAUACAAGCAGAUGGGACAAAUGUUGUGACGCAAUGGGCGAUUGAGCACGAACUGGAACAUAUUAUUGUGGUUGGCAUAUGUACAGACAUUUGCGUCAUGGAUUUUGUGCUGACUGCACUGUCUGCCCGAAACCAUGGGCUGUUCGGGCAGCAGCUGAAAGAAAUUGUGGUGGUUGCUCCUGCCUGCUCCACAUACAACCUUCCCCGGCCUGUUGCUGAGAGCCUUGGGAGGGGCGCCACUGCAUCACAUCCUCAGGAUGCCACCCAUCAUUUGGGUCUAUAUUUCAUGCAUUCUCGAGCGAUGGGAUCAGCGCGGUUCUUCGCGGUCCCACUCGCUCUCCUGUGCUGCAUCGUCGCCGUUCGUCUGGCGCCGGCUGCCGGAGCGGACGACGAGCCAAUCAUAGUGCCGGAGAUGAUUGAGGGCGCGGAGGUGGUGCCCAAGGGGCCCGACGCGGAAGAUGCGGCACUGCUGGACCGACUCACGGAGAUGGGGAAUGCUAUUAGCGAGCAGAUGGAGAAAGGGAUGGCAAUAGCAGAGGGAGCGGAGGCGGAUCUAGUGGACGAGGUGGAGAGGAGUGUUGGGCUGGUAGAAGCCAUGGCCGCCCAGGCCAACGCCACCCUGUCGGAGCGCCAGCUAGCUAGUGGAGAAGGGGGUGAAGAGGCAUGCGGGGCCUCGAGCCUCGAGAUGUGUGUGAAGGGAAAGCCAGCUGGUGGUGGUGGUGGAGGGGAGGAGAGGUCAUGGUUUUCCAGCCGAGCGCCUCCCAGAGGUCAUGGUUUUCCAGCCGAGCGCCUCCCAGAGGUCAUGGUUUUCCAGCCGAGCGCCUCCCGGAGGUCAUGGUUUUUCAGCCGAGCGCCUCUGGGAGGUCAUGGUUUUACAGCCGAGCGCCUCCCAGAGGUCAUGGUUUUCCAGCCGAGCGCCUCCCAGAGGUCAUGGUUUUCCAGCCGAACGCCUCCCAGAGGUCAUGGUUUUCCAGCCGAGCGCCUCUGGGAGGUCAUGGUUUUCCAGCCGAGCGCUUCCCAGAGGUCAUGGUUUUCCAGCCGAGCGCUUCCCAGAGGUCAUGGUUUUCCAGCCGAGCGCCUCCCAGAGGUCAUGGUUUUCCAGCCGAGCGCCUCCCAGAGGUCAUGGUUUUCCAGCCGAGCGCCUCCCAGAGGUCAUGGUUUUCCAGCCGAGCGCUUCCCAGAGGUCAUGGUUUUCCAGCCGAGCGCCUCUGGGAGGUCAUGGUUUUCCAGCCGAGCGCCUCCCAGAGGUCAUGGUUUUCCAGCCGAGCGCCUCCCAGAGGUCAUGUUUUUCCAGCCGAGCGCUUCCCAGAGGUCAUGGUUUUCCAGCCGAACGCCUCCCAGAGGUCAUGGUUUUCCAGCCGAGCGCCUCUGGGAGGUCAUGGUUUUCCAGCCGAGCGCUUCCCAGAGGUCAUGGUUUUCCAGCCGAGCGCUUCCCAGAGGUCAUGGUUUUCCAGCCGAGCGCCUCCCAGAGGUCAUGGUUUUCCAGCCGAGCGCCUCCCAGAGGUCAUGGUUUUCCAGCCGAGCCCCUCCCAGAGGUCAUGGUUUUCCAGCCGAGCGCUUCCCAGAGGUCAUGGUUUUCCAGCCGAGCGCCUCUGGGAGGUCAUGGUUUUCCAGCCGAGCGCCUCCCAGAGGUCAUGGUUUUCCAGCCGAGCGCCUCUGGGAGGUCAUGGUUUUCCAGCCGAGCGCCUCCCGGAGGUCAUGGUUUUCCAGCCGAGCGCUUCCCAGAGGUCAUGGUUUUCCAGCCGAGCGUCUCUGGGAGGUCAUGGUUUUCCAGCCGAGCGCUUCCCACAGGUCAUGGUUUUCCAGCCGAGCGCUUCCCGGAGGUCAUGGUUUUCCAGCCGAGCGCUUCCCUCCCUGUCAUUCUGAUAAAGCCAUAGUCAUGGCGCAGGCAUUACUGCAGCAGGUGGAGCAGGCGGAGGCUAUCAUUGCCCUUCACGGUGAAUAUACACACACAGCUCAUCAGGUGUUACUGCCCAUUGUUCCCUUCCUUCCCUCUCUCAGAGCCAUGAUUAUGGCGCAGGCAUUACUGCAGCAGGUGGAGCAGGCAGAGGCGAUCAUUGCCAAGCGCAUGGCAGCAGGCAGCAGCGUGGCCUCUGUAACAUCAGCUCGAGAGGGAAUACUCGCUACAGUACCACUCGAAAAGAGCAUAAAACGCUCCGACUUGAACGACACAUUUCUCAACUACCACAAAACAAUCUACCCCGGGCAAGUGAAACUUCGCUGCAUGGGCGAAACCUGCCCGAACUUCGGUUCCUGCGGGGAUUCCUUCCCGACCGUGCGAGCCUGCUUCUGCCCGGAAUUUGCCGACGAAAUAUACUACCGCCCGGACCAGCCGGAAAACUGCCCGAAACUGUCGCACGCAAAUGAGUCCGGGGAGCUAGGGGCGGAUCCUCGAUGCACGCACAAGACGGACCACCACUGGCACGAUGCGAUGGUGUUUCAGCUGUUUGAGCUGCGCUCCAUGUUCAUCAACGUGAAUGGGCUUCUCUUCAACCGCUCCCUGCACUUCGACCGCCACGGGUGCUUCCGAGACCUGGAGGGGGGAUAUGGUGCACGGGAGGAGCUUGGGUUGUGGCCCUCACCCUCCCUCCCACCUGCUGCCUUCACUCUUUCCCCACCACAACCCGGCUCCCACUUUCACCAGUUUGACUACAAGGCGGGGGAAUCCCAGGUGAUGAAGCUGCACCGGGUGGUAUCCCUUGCAUACAACCAUGCAGUGGCAUUCUAUCACUCGCUCGUGGAGUUCUCCCCCCAGUUCCUCAUGUAUGCUCGCUCACCUGCUUGCUUGGAGCCACAGCCCUGCUUCUUCCCCACCCCCACCCAACCCCUCCGCCAGUUUGACUACAAGGCGGGGGAAUCCCAGGUGAUGAAGCUGCACCGGGUGGUGUCCCUCGCAUACAACCACGCGGUCGCCUUCUACCACUCACUCGUGGAGUUCUUCCCCCAGUUCCUCAUGCUCGCUGACCUGCUGCGAGCCAACCCAGACAUCCCCAUCCUCUUCCGCCGCAGCCAGCCCGUGUAUCAAGGUUGUGGCAAGCCCAGCCCCAGCCUGUGGCGCCAUCUGCGUCUCAACUACCUCCUCCCCCCGGACGGUCUCCCUCUCUUCUCCUCCCCCUGGCGCCUGCGCGCCCACUCCCCCGGCCCGUGGUCCGACGCGCGCGCUGCUGUGCUGCCAGCAGACUGGGUGGUGGUGAUGGCGAGGCGGCCGGGGAACACAAGGAAGAUGGUGGGGUUUGAAGGGCUGCUGGAAGCAGUGGAAGGGAUGUUUGGGAAGGAGAGGGUUGUCGUCUUUAACGGGUCGAUACCCAUCCUGGAAGCCAGGGCGCUGUUCAACAGAGCGGCGGUGUACAUCGCAUCGCACGGGGCAGCCAUGGCCAACCUGGUCUUCAUGCCCUCCGCCUCCUGUGUGCUUGAGAUCCGUCCUCGGGAAUACCUCAACGCCUGCUAUCACCACCUCGCCUCCGCCUCACAGCAGAAAUACUUUUUAGUUUUCGGGAACGGCACCAAGGACACCCCGCUUGAGUUUCACCUGCCCGACGUGCUGCCCGUGCUGAAAAAUAUUUCGGAUUACACGUUGAGGAGGGUUCGGGAGCAGGAGGAGGAUCCGCUAUUGGAAGAGGGGAAGGAGUGGGUGGAGAGAUUGGCGGAGGGAGGAGGGAAGAACGCGAGAGAGAUGGGGUUUGUCACUCCUAUAGACGAGGGUUCGGUCAAGGAAGGGACGCUGCCCGAAGAUUUUAUCCGGGCAGAAAUGGACAAUCUGCACCUGAACAUGGGCUCGACUCACUCCCCAAACAUGCUUUCCCUCGAGUGCCCGGGCAACUCCUGCCCGGAUUUCUCGGGCAGCUGCGACAUACGGCCGGAUGCGUCUGCUUGCACGCCGGCGACAGGAUGGAGGGACGAGGGGUUUCCAAAGCCGCCCGUGCCGGUGAAUUGCCCGAAGGAGGACCGAUCGCACAUGGGGCCCGAGGGGAGGAACGAGAGCUGUACCCAUACUGCCGACUUCUUUUGGUUCGAGUGGCAGAUCUUCCAGGUGUACAAGCUGCGCAACGUGUACAUCAACGACGAGGGGCUCAUGUUCAACAAGACGACGCACUUCCACCGCGAGGGCUGCAACUGGGACAGCGAGUUUGAGUACAAGAAAGGAACGAAGAUAAAGCGGAUCAAGAGGGUGGUGAACCUCGUGUACCGGCAGGCCUCCUCCUUCUACCACGGGCUCAUCGAGUGGACGCCCCAGCUCCUCCUCCUCGCCUCCACCCUCCACACCGCCCCCACGCUCCCACUGCUCGCUCACGCUGGCCAGUGGGAUUUUUAUGAGAACGUGGCACAGCCGCUACUGGGCAAGGACCUUUCAAAGAGCACUCUUCUGAACAUCAGCGAUGGAGAGAUGUACUUUGCAGAGGAGGUUUAUGUGCCGUUGUACCAAGCCUGUGGCAAGGCCAGCCCGUCCAUCUGGACCGACAUUCGCCACCGCUUCCUCCUGCCGCCCAAAGGCCUCCCGGUCUUCCGCAACAACCAAUGGGACGUGCGCCACGUCACCGCCCUCGAUUCCAAAAACGCCUCCGUGGUGCCUCCUGAUUGGCUCGUCGUGGUCGCCCGCCGCCCGGGCGUCAAGAGGGCUCUGGCGAAGUUUGACGAGCUGCUGGAGGCUAUAAAGAGGAUAUUCGGGCACACGCGCGUGCAAGUGUUUGAUGGGUCGCUGCCCAUCCUUCAGGCCCGCAAUUUGUUCCGAAGAGCUCGCCUCUUCGUGGCAGGUCACGGGGCGGCCAUGGCCAACAUGGUCUUCAUGCCUGCCAACGCUACAGUGCUCGAGAUUCGCCCCGAUAAAUACGAGAACGCGUGCUACCACCACUUGGCGUACGCAUGCGAGCUGCGGUAUUAUCUGACAUUCGGCAAGGGGGACUAUGAGAGCCAGGUUCAGGUUGACUUGGGCGAAGUUACCGGCAUUCUGCAAGGGAUCAAGGAUGGGUUUGCUCCUCUGCCGGUUAUGGCGGCGCCCAAAAUAGCACUAUUAGCAGCUGCCUUCGCUCUCCUGUUCGCGCUACAAGCCUUCGCGGAUCCCGCACCCGAACCUCGUCCUGCGAAGUGCGACUACUCGGUGGGCAAAUGGGUGAAGGCGGUGAAUCAGCCGAAGCGAUACUCGGGAAUAGGUUGGGAGCCCAACUACUGCAAGUACAUUCGCAGCGGCUUCAACUGCGAAACCAACAAUCGGCCCGACCAGCUCUACCACCAGCUGCGCUGGCAGCCGGAGAAGUGCGAUCUUAGUUAUGUUACCGCGGAGGAUUGGGGGUUCCUCAUGAAGGGCAAGAGGAUGCUUAUGGUGGGAGACUCCAUAACGAACAACGCGUACCAGUCGCUGCUCUGUCUCAUCAGCUCGGCCGACAACAAGGGAAAGCCGUUCGACGAUGACAGCGCGCCCAAGGGUUUGAGAGGCGUUGAUUUCCCGACGAUCGACUUUUCUCUGCACUUCUACUUCUCGCCCUACCUCACGCAAGCUGAGAGGCGAAAGCCCAUCGCCAACCAGACGGGCACACCUGGUUACAAGGUUAACAUCACGACAAUCGAUCCCGUCGUUCAGUACCUCGUUUCGUAUUACGAUGUGGUGUUGUUUUCGACUGGUGUGUGGUGGUCGCAAAACUUUCCGGGCAGCCCGAAGCAGCCCGACCAGUAUUACAUUCAAGGCGCUCCCGCGAACAUCACCAACGUCAACGCUCAGUGGUACGCCGUGAAAUCCUGGGCGAAUUACCUCACGCGAAUUGAAUACCCCGGGAUGCCCUAUUUCCUGAGCUUUUCGCCCAAGCACGGCCCAGUUGAUCCUACUGACCCUGGUGAGGGUUCAUGCGGCGCGACAAGACCGAUGGAGUGGGACGAGGCGAUGGAUGAAUACAAUAACCUGACUGUAGCUGAGGAUUAUUACAAGUCUCAGAAGAACGCUCUGCGUGGGUCCGUGUUCCGCUUUGUGCGUGUAACGAGGAUGAGUGAGACGAGGCCAGAUGCUCAUCUCGGCAUGUGGAAUCAAAUCCAGCCGGACGUUUCGGCAGCGUUCAAGACACCCGAUAAGGGCGACUGUACGCACUGGUGUCUUCCAGGGCUGCCCGAUUCGUGGAUGGACAUGCUCUACAGCCAAAUGCUGUUGGAACCGCUGCUGCUUACACCGAACUAG
Messenger RNA from Closterium sp. Yama58-4, 9723 nucleotides. The record is from the annotation of a GenBank genome assembly. NCBI's taxonomy places the organism in Eukaryota, Viridiplantae, Streptophyta, Zygnematophyceae, Desmidiales, Closteriaceae.